AUGUGUCCGGUGUCCGCGACCCUCCGUGGCCGGGCGAGGCCGGGGGGCCAUUCGGGGGACGCCACCACCGCCCCCGGGAACCGGACAGGCGCGUGCCCCCGCCUGCAGCCGCCCCCGAGGGGCACCCUCCAGGUGCUCCGCGGCGACGGGGCCUCCGUGGGGACUGUCGUGGUGUUCCACUGCCCCUCAGGACACCAGAUGGUGGGCUCCGGCCUCCUCACCUGCGCCUGGAAGGGGAGCGUCGCCGAGUGGUCUUCAGGGACCCCUGUGUGCACAGCUGUGACGCCCCCCGAGACCUUCGGCUUCCGGGUGGCCGUGAUCGCCUCCAUCGUCAGCUGCGCCGUCAUCCUGCUCACAUCCAUGGCCUUCCUCACCUGCUGCCUCCUGAAGUGCGUGAAGAGGACCGAGCAGAGGCGCUGCCACAGGGCGGCCCCGCUGUGGCUCCAGCUGCGCGGCGAGGACUUGGAGACGCUGCAGGCCGCCUACCUGGGCCUCCCGGGUGGGAAGAGCAGUGCGGGGCCCGGAGGCCAGCCUGGCCAGGAGCGGGGCCACCCCAGCCUCACCACAGACCCCGGUGAGCGCACCAGGGCGUCGGCUGCCGUGGCCUGCUGCGUGGACAAGGACGCCUGGGCCGCCCGCAGUGCCGCCUGCUCACUCCGGGCCCCGGGGACAGGGCACAGCGAGCCCCGGGCAGGCCCUGCCCGCCCCCAGGCCCCCCGCGGCAGUGCCCGGGCAGCCCCGGCCCCCGCCGCCCUCCAGGCCCGGGCUGCCCGGCCCCCCCAUCCGCUGGCCACCCGUGUUCCCACGUGUGUCCCGCUCGAGGCAGGCCAGUGA
Pipistrellus nathusii (Nathusius's pipistrelle) is the source of this 834-nucleotide messenger RNA. The record is from the annotation of a GenBank genome assembly. NCBI's taxonomy places the organism in Eukaryota, Metazoa, Chordata, Mammalia, Chiroptera, Vespertilionidae.